Messenger RNA from Saprolegnia diclina VS20, 3213 nucleotides. RefSeq lists its product as hypothetical. Lineage: Eukaryota; Oomycota; Saprolegniomycetes; Saprolegniales; Saprolegniaceae. The coding region runs from base 1 to 3213 and encodes 1070 amino acids. The record is from RefSeq and is a predicted model, not a curated record. The transcript has 8 exons.
AUGAGCCUCGACGCGCUGCUUCAGGCGGCGCUGGCGCCGGGCACAGAGCGCGAAGCACUGUGGAAAGUUGUGCUCGACCGGCUCAUCGAGGUCGACGGGUCGCAGCUGCCGACAGUGGUGACGCAUGUGCGCCGCGCGCUUCAAGACGCGACCUGCGCGCCCAUUCAUUGUCUCGUCUACCAAGUCGUCAAAAAACUCGGGUGCCGCGGCGAAGUCGAGCGCAAGCUGCUCAUCAAGGAGGACAUUCCAAAGCGCAUGCUCGUGGCCAUGGACGCUGCGAUGGACGAUGCCAACGCCAUGGCCCUUGGCCUUCAAGCCCUCUACCCGCUCGCGUUUGACGCGCCCCACCGCACGUACCUCCUCCACUGCGGCAGCUUGCCCGUCGCGCUCCGGGCGAUGCAGUUGCACAAAAGCCACUUUGCGACGACGACCCACGGCAGCAAGUUUCUCCAGCUCAUGGCCUUUGACGACGACUGCAAAACAGUGAUCGUCGACGCAUUUGGGCUGCCGAUUGUGCUGGACGCGCUCUUGGCCUUUGCGUCGGACAAGGACCUCGCCGUGAGCGCGUCCGACUUGGUGUAUUUUCUGGUCGCCGACCUCGAGCCCGGCAGUGCGCCGAUCCGCGGGCUCGAAGCGCGCAUUAUCGCCGCCUCGACGUGCAUCAUGAACCAGCACCGCAGCGAUGACCGCGUGCAGUCGCACGGUGUCGCCAUCUUGAACAGCUUGACCGAGCACGCUGAUGCCCGACCGCUCUUGUGUACGUGCGAGGUGCUGCUUGCGAUCGAAGAUGCGCUUGGUGCGACAUACGAUGCAACUGCCGACGCACUCGUCUUGCUCUACGAGCUGUGCCAAGACGCUAUGUGCCGUGCAAAGAUCGGACGAUGUUUACGCCGACGCGGAGAUGGACGGCCGUCGUUGCUCGAGAAGCUCGAGACGAUCCAAGUCGAGAACGACGACCUUGACAGUCGCGAACGCAUUCAGUAUCUUCAGGAGGCGCUGUUGGAGGCAAGGGCGAGUGAUGUCGUGACGCUCGACGAGCUCGCAACCGCCACUCUUGAGACAGUGCCGCCACCGACGGCCCGCGUUGCACCGCUACCCAAGGCGAGUUUGGUGCUCGAAACAGCGACAAAUGAGAUCUCGGACGCGCUCCUGUCACCGUCCACAAAGUCGGUGGUCGAUGCUGACGUACGAGCCCCGACGCUGGCGGCGAUCGCAGAAGGCGAAGACGACGUGCAGGGAUGCGCACCCAAAGACGAACUCAACAGCAACUGCUUUCCAGCGUCCUAUUUCUCUGCGACCGCGCCGGACAAGUUGACGGAUUUCACAUCGAAAGAAGUUGCGGACGAGCCGCCCGUCAAGAUUCUCUACAGCCGUACGCCUGUCACGAAUAUUGUCCCCAGCGUCAAAGUCACAAGCGUCGCCGCGGCAGAGCCACCCAAGCCGAUAGCAUUCCAACCUACAACACGAGACGACGACACAUCGUGGGCGCAAACAUCGACAUCGGUCCUUGCGAUCGAGCAGCUCGAAGCACAGUACCAGGAAGCAGCUGCCGAAGCCAUUGAGCGAGAGCGCGCCAAGACGCGAAAACUGCUCUUCAACUACAAACUCCUUCAGCGUCGACUGGCCGAACAACACAAGCUCCUUUGCGUCCAUAACGAGCGGUCGGUCGCCGACUCGGAGAUCCACGAAGCACUCUUGACGCGCGUGACGCACCUCGAGACGGCGCUCGGCGAAGCCCAGCGGACGUGCGAAGCCGAGCGCAGUGCCCGCUUGUCGCACGAAACCGAGGCGAUGAAGGCCCACGGCGCGCUCGCCGCCGCGCUCACGUCGCUCGAGGAGCAAAAGACACGAGUCUUCAAGGAGAAAAUGGUGGGGGAAAAGCAGUUUGUCGAUGUCCAGCACGCCGCCCAAGCGUUAUCGGCCGAGAAAGACGUGCUUCUUGAGAGCCUCAAGACGUCGCACGAGUGUCAGCGGCUUCUCGAGACGCAACUCGAAGCUGUCACCGCUGAAAUGGCGCAAUGCAAGCGUGAAUCGCUCGAAAAUUUACUCAUGCGCGAAGACGAUGUCGAGAUUCCAAUGCCAAGUACCUACUACGUGCAGGCAUCGCCCAUGCCCAAGCGGUCGACCAAGUACGCGCUGCACGGUCUUGCGAGCCCCACGAUUGAAGUCUCGAACGAGCCGGAACUCAAAGACAAGAAGGCGAUUGAAACCUUUCUCUUUCGCACGUACAAAUGCCUUGAAGCGUGCUCGGAAGGCCACGGCGUGCACUUUUCGAUCCUUCGACGGUACUUUGUCGACACGGGGCUCGUGACGCCACCCCUCCUGCUCGGCGACGUGGACAUGACCCUCAACAAGAUCCUCGCAGUCGCCCAAGACAACAAGCUCAAAGUCAAGCAGCGGAAAGACUACGAGUUUGGCGCGUGUCCCGUGCGACCCAACUUUGGGAAGCUCCGGCACCGAUACUUUAGCCGGAGCCUGUUCUGCGAAGCCGUCACGCUCGUGGGGGCGAAACGAUACCCAGAUGUUGAAACCCCGGAAAUGCUUCGGCUCGUCAUUUUGCACCACCUCAACCCGUUUUCCAAGAGCAUUGAAGCCAAAGGCGACGUGCAGCUGCUCGUGAGCUGCUACGACGCAUUUGGGUUCCUCAAGGUGCUUUUGGACGCACUGCACGCGCAGUUGAAGACAGAGAAGACACCCGACUCGCGACCUGAAAGCCUCAGCCACGACCAAAUCGUGGGAGCCAUGCUCGAGAUGGUUCCGAUUCUCCAACGCGAGCAAAAGCCACUCCGGAUCAUGUGCGAGUUUUACACGUCAACCCACGACGUCUGCAAAGACGACGCCCUCGAUAUGGGGUUGGAGAGCCUUGUGAGCUUUGCCGUGGACUUUGAAAUUAUUCCGGCAUUUCUGGAUCGAUUGGCGGUCAAACGGCUCUACAAGGAGGUCCUCACGUACGUCAAGACGUUCCUCGCGCGCUACAGCGGGUUUCCUUGCCCGAUUGACAAGAAGAAAUACGUUGCGUUCUACAUCCUCCUCAUGCGCCUUGCCGUCGACAUCUUCAAGGACAAGCGCGACUACGAGAUGCCCGAGACCCAAAUCACAGGCCUGCUGCAGUGGCUCGACAACUCGCGCGGCCGCGGCCGUAUCAUCCGCAAAGGCAGUGUGCACGCCGGCAUCAAGUUUUCUCACAAACUCUACACGGUCAAAGGCUCGUAA